AUGAAUCUUAGAGAAUAUUUUUGUAGACAUACCUCUUGUCUUUCCACUAAUGUUAACAGUUCUACUGUGGAAAUAUUUAAUAGUGAUGUAGAGAGUGACGAGAGUUUUUACUCUUGCACAUCAGAUAAUGAGGAUAUAAUUAAUGCAUAUAACACUUUUAAUACAAGUAGGUUAAAAUCUAAUAGCUCUUUUUUACCUCCAUAUAAAAAUGCAUUAAUACAAAAAUUUGAAUGUGUAUUAAACUUAAUGGUGGAAAAAGAACUAGAAUGUUUUUUGAAACAGAUACAUCACUAUAAUUUGACUAAAAUAGAGUGGAAUAAAUUACGAGCACUUAGUAAGAAUGAGAACAUAAUUUUUAAGCCCUCAGAUAAAGGGGGAAAACUGGUCAUAUUAAAUGCUUGUGAUUAUUAUGAGAUGUGUAUGAAACAUCUUGGCAACAAAGAUGUAUAUCUUGAGACCGAUGUAACAUACAUAAAGAAAGCAGAAAUUGACUUUAUGAAUUUAUUACAGAAAGGAAUUAGGUUACAUUAUUUUACAAAGUCUGAUGUUGACCAAAAAAUAAUUAAAAAUACACAAAUGGUACGGUUGGAGAAUGGUGGAAAGUAUUAUAAUGCUCAUAUUCAGGAGGUCGGACAUGACAGCAGUUUUGUGACAGUCUUCAUUGAAGAACUUGCUGAAAAACAUACUGUUCCUUUGGGAAAUCUGAAACCUGUGACUCAGGUGACUCCUAUCCCAGCCUGGAAUGCUAUACCAAGCAGAAGAGGUGGAAAUUAUCAGAAAAUGUCAGGAGGAUAUGUUACAGAACUGGAAUUUGACUUGAAAGCUAGAAAGAGGAUGUUCAAAAAAGUUCGUGGUAAAGAAGUUUUUAUGGCAGUGGCAUACAGCAGAGGACAGCCUGUGCUUCCACCUCGGUUACAGCAAACCAUUGCUUCUGGGCGUACUUCUCCAAUUCAUGCAAAUCCAGGUGGUGGAAAUAUGGGACCCUAUGAACAGUACAGACCCCAUUCUACACCUCAGAGACAUGGCAGAGGAUAUGCACCACCUAGGAGCUGUGCUCGCUUUAUCAACAGGCACAACUUAAUUGGACCUGAAGUUGCUUACUACACAAACCCAGGAAAGAGAUGUUACCAGAGUUAUGACAACUUUUCAUAUAGGUCCCGUUCAUAUAGUCGAAGUCGAAGGCAGAUGCAGUGCAUGAAUAAAGAAUAUCAGUAUGGGUAUGUACCUGAUGAUGAAGAACCUCGUGGAAUGGAAGAGACCAUCACUUUUUAUGAGAUUGAGGAAGGAGAUGAAACUGCUUAUCCUGAUCUUUCUAGUCAAGGAGGUUCCUCUCCAGUUGUUACAGCCCCUGCUGGAUUUUGGGUUACUAGACAAGGACCAAGCCCUCUACCUCCUGGUAAACAGACUUUGACUUCUUCUUCUGAAGAAGAAGUGGAUGCACCAAGUGAAAGUGAUGCUGGCUAUCAGAGCCCUUCAGUAUAUGCAGCAGCUGAAGCUGCCUCAAAUUUGUCCAUUCAGGAAGGAGUGUCUCGACCAUCACCUCAGGAUGGCGUUACAGCGUAUAGUUAUUCACAACAGAUGAUGGUAAGUUCUGCAGUGAUGCCUACUUCGCCAUGUGUUACUGCUGUUCCAGUCACAGUAUUUUCUUCCAACUCCCCAUCAGCCUCACAAGCUACUGCUACCUCAGCCAUAUCAUCACAGACAUCAGUACAGCCACUCCUUGUAUCACCUCCCUCUGGUGGUAGACCAGUUAUGCUUCCACCAGUGCCAUUCUCUUUCCAUCCAGCACCUUCUGUUCCUGUUAAUGAAAUGGGUAAGCCGGUGCCACCGCCUCUUCCUCCACCACCAUACUCCUGUGAUCCCAGUGGUAGUGAUCUACCUCUAGAUACCAAAGUUGUACAGUACUACUUUAACUUGGGAUUGCAGUGCUAUCACCAGAGUUAUUGGCAGUCUCUGGUUUACAUGCAGCAGCAUCCACCUAUGGAUCCAUACGCACCAUACCCUGAAGCCUCUCCAGUGGUUGAUCAAGCAGUUCCACCAUUGUAUAGUGAUAUUGGAAGAAACAAUGACCGACAAAUUCCAUCAGAUACUGCCGGCAACAAUUCCUAUUCCAGUAUUGAAUCAACAUCUAUACCUCAUGGGCCGGUUUACUACCCUGUGAUGCAGGACCCAUACAACCCAGCAUCUUUACCCGGUUACGAACCUUGUGUUCCUGUGAUUCCAGCUUAUCAUUACGUAGGUGCAUGGCCCUCAGUGAAUACUGCCUAUGGCAGUUCACCUCGUGUGCAUAGUGCUGCAAACCCUGGACCAUUGCAUCAGGUCACCUACGUUACUUCUACAAAUCAUCCUCCUAACUAUAUUCAGCAGAACAUGUGAGCACUGACGAACAUGAACACUCAAGCACUAGUGCUUUCUUCUGGCACUGUACCUUGUCUGUAUAAUAUUUACUACUUUCAUUUACAAGCUGUCUUGUGUAGAUUUUGUGUGCAUAUUUGUUGUAUUAUAGUGAUAGAGAUUAGGCUUAUAUAUGUGUAGAGGGUGACCUGUAUUAACACUGUGCUAUAUGGAACAUGUUGAAGAUCUGGUUAGUAGUAAACACUAUGCCGUAUUGAACGUUUUGAAGAUCUAGUUAGUAGUAUAAAAAUUAAGGUGUGGGUUUAUUUUGUGUUUAUUUCUUAGUUAAAUGACUGAUUUGAAACUACUAGCAUGCACAAGGUGUGAAAUGUCAUUUUACUGUAGUUAAACUGUACAGUAUUGAUAUGUGCCUCAUAAAAUUACUGAAUAUUGUCUUUGCUUUAGGGAAACACUGAAUUGUUGCAUCAUGUUAGGAGUACAUGUGACUUCUGUGAGCUGUAAAAGUCAGCAGUGAUUAUGCAUAGUCACAGCUUUAUAGUAGACCAGAGGUAACAAUUUUGAAAAAAGAGCAAGUUUGAGCAUGUUUAACUAGAUACUAGAAUAUGGAGGGAGUUGCAUUUAUAUUUGUUGUUUUAGCAGUGUAACAGAAAAUGACUUUUUGUAUUUUUUUCCAUUGAGUUGACUAUCAGCUGCUGUUAUAUUUGGUUUAAAUGUUAUGUGGUUAUAGAGCAGACAUGAUGGAUUAUUCAUUAUAAAAUUGUGUGUAGGUUGGGAGAUUGAUGAUGCAGUGGAUACUUACAUUAACCUUUUUAAUAUAUAUUGCUAUGGGAAAAUCAUUAUGGGAACCUGAUAUCAAGCUUUUUAAACUUGUAUUUUUUUAGCUGCCACAGACAUGGUCUGCAAAAUCUGUGGAUAUUGUAUAGCAUUCUGUACAGCAGGAAUUUCCCUCUUAUGCUCAGUACCAUAUCGUAACUGGUUUCAGCCAUCUUUUGUGGUGAAGAGACAAUGUGACACGUUCCUUGUAAAGUUGAAGUAAGUCCUUGCUAGGUUAAAACAGGAGUUGCAGUAAUUAUGCCUUUAAAAUUAUUAGACUUGUGUUUUAUAAUAGCUAAUAAAUGUAUAUAUGAGAUUAGAUAUCCGUAAAUCUUAACGUUAUUAAGGUCAGAGCAGUCAGAGUUAUUAGCAUUUACACACCAGGUAGAUUAUGUAACUGCUGAAGAAAAACUGGAAGGAUAUUCGAGGCAUAGAACAGACAGCAUGGUGUUUCAUAGGAAUUGCAUUUGAAGCAGGGUUGUUAUUUUUUAUUUUUGUGGUGAAAUUGUGAAACACAACUGCAGCCUCCUAGACAGAAAUUUCUUGAAAUCUUAUAAAAUUUUUAGGUAGGACUCCGGCUUGUUCUGGAACAGCAGGCCAGACUUUUUCUUUUUUAUACUAUUUAAACUAUAUUAAUUCUUACAUAUUAUCAGAAUUAUGGUAACUUAAUCUCUGAAGACAGCAAAUCCCAUCCAGUCACAAGAUCUGGCUUUGUAAUGUAGUAUGGAACUUAACUGAGCAUCUUUGGGAAUAACACAAACACUACAUAAAUGGUUAUUUUGUUAGCAUGUGUUGCUUGUCAUAUUUUUAGAGAACCAGUAAUUAAAUGUUCAGAGCAAAUUAUCUAAAUUGCUUCUCCCAUGGUAAUAGAUUACAAAGUAAAACUGUUGCUGUUAACUCUAACUAGAUUCAUGCCUUACCAGGGUAAUGUAUAGUUUGGUAAUGAAAGCAUUUACUAAGGGUGCCCUUACUGUAGCUCAGUUAUAGUUCCCAUGAAAUUCUAAAGUCAUGACAGACUAGAAAAGCAAAUUACUGUAGCUGUGUGCCAAUAUACAUUUUAUUCUACUCCCACACUACUGGUUCUUUUGUCUGCUCUUGCAUUUUGUUCCAACGAGUUAUGCAGAGUAUGCUUGCUUAAUCCAGACUACAGCAGCAGAGGGUGACGAAAAAAAGUAAACUUUAUGCUUGUGAAGUAAGUCAAGCUAUAGACAAAAAAAACAUGUCAUUAAAUAACUUUCAGUAAAAUAUUUAACCUUUUUAACUUCCAUUUGAUAUUUGAGUGCUGUUUGGUUUUAUAAUUUGUAGUAUUAUAGACAUGUCUUCCAUUAUGGCAUCUUGAAAGGCUUUGUAGAAAAGAUUUGCGUUAAGAAGGGAAGGGAGCAGGAAGACCAGAUAAUUGCAUUUAACCUCUGUUCAGAAUUGGGGAAAUCAUGAGUUAGGUUAUUUGAUGUGGCUGUUUUGCAUUUUGGUGCUGAUGUAUACAUAGACAGGUGUUGAUCCCCUAGAAAUACAAACUGUGGAAAAGUGUUUUUCUAUUGUGGACUCUUCCAUAAACCAGUCAUAUCUAGACCAGUUUAACUAUUUUUCUCUAAUGCUGAAUGCUUUGCACUGAAAAUGUGGAUUUGUAUAGUAAUCAGUGGGGAGCUGCAUAACAAAAACAUCUUGGUGUACUUGAGCUAGCUAGUACCUGUAACCCAGGAGUAUCACAUUUGCAUCUGUACUCAUCUUUCGAAACCUUCACUUUCAUACAUUUUUAUGAAGGAGAGCUAGUAGCAUUUUGGAAGAAUGACACUUUUUACAGAUGCAGAGGAAUUGAUGGAGAAUUGUACUACUUUGCAAAUUAUACAGAGGAUAUGAUAGAAUCCCCCCCAUCUUCAGUGUGUCUGAUGUUUUGUUUUUUUUCAUUUAUGUGUUUGACUUGUACUAUAAAAUAUUCUGAGAGUUGGUAUGGCUGUGAGUGACACCUUUCCUCUUACUUCCAGUCAUAUCUACCAUAGUGUUUGUUUUUUAUAUAGCAGCCUCUGUGAAGGAAUCCCUUUGUACUUGCCACUGUAUGGAUCUCAAUGCCAAGAAGAAAAAAUUAUCCCAGUAGCACUUAGAUUUUCCCAAGACACUUGCAUAACACAAUUUUCCUUUAUUCUUUAACGGCUUAUUUCUUUUUCUAGAGGUUUCUGUUGUGUUCCUAGUAUUUUUCUUUGUGGCUGCCCUGAAAUUUAUAUUUUCAGAAAAAUGACGAUGUACGUGUACAACCCAAAUUCUAUAUCCUGUUUCUGCUCUUCUUAAAUUCUGGAUAGUAUUGUUCUAAGUCCUUUGGUCUUUACAUUUUCAGGGAUUGAUCUAGU
Protopterus annectens (West African lungfish) is the source of this 5510-nucleotide messenger RNA. RefSeq names its product putative bifunctional UDP-N-acetylglucosamine transferase and deubiquitinase ALG13. Bases 1 to 2376 code for a protein of 791 amino acids. The transcript is spliced from 14 exons. NCBI's taxonomy places the organism in Eukaryota, Metazoa, Chordata, Ceratodontiformes, Protopteridae. The record is from RefSeq and is a predicted model, not a curated record.